AUGCUUAAGCUUGGGUAUUCAAACUACGCCACACAAGGAGGAGACUGGGGGUACGGCAUCACACGUUUCAUGGACAUCAGAUAUGGUCCUGCGUCGUCGUCCGCGACCAAGAAAUCUGGAGCCGUCUUGGCCAGUCACAUCAACCACAACCGAGCCGUUCCUCCUUCCAUCAGUACCAUCCCACAGCAUGGGUCCCUUGUGUACCUCAAGUUUCUGUUUUCCACGUACAGCAAACGAGAAAAAGAAGGCUUGGCUCGAACCCACCGGUUUUGGGAAGAAGGUGCCGCCUACAACGGCCUCCACUGCCACAAUCCAACCACCAUUGGCAUUGCUUUGAGGGACUCGCCUGUGGCCCUGUUAUCGUGGAUCUACGAGAAGCUCUACGACUGGACAGACGACGAGAUCCUUACCUGGAUCAGCAUCUACCAGUUCGCCAGUGCAGGGCCCAAGGCUGGCUGCCGCAUUUACUACCACUCGGCAACUGCCAAGAAGGUGGAGGAAUACAAUCCGGGAGUGAAGCUGGGUGUGUCAACCUUCCCAAAGGACUUGUUGAUGUCGCCAAGCUACCACUAUCGGACCUUGGGUCCGCUGGUGUUUGAGAAUUGGCAUAACAAGGGAGGCCACUUUGCUGCUUGGGAAGUUCCAGAGCUCUUGGUUGAGGACAUGAGGGUGAUGUUUGGUGGCCUAGUCAAGAGCGGAGAGAUAAACUUUCCUGGCCCGAAGUAA
Podospora pseudocomata is the source of this 726-nucleotide messenger RNA. RefSeq lists its product as uncharacterized. Bases 1 to 726 code for a protein of 241 amino acids. The transcript is spliced from 2 exons. Lineage: Eukaryota; Fungi; Ascomycota; Sordariomycetes; Sordariales; Podosporaceae. The record is from RefSeq and is a predicted model, not a curated record. Gene Ontology annotation, molecular function: epoxide hydrolase activity. Gene Ontology annotation, biological process: epoxide metabolic process.